Oncorhynchus nerka (sockeye salmon) is the source of this 5875-nucleotide messenger RNA. Its product is annotated as neuroplastin-like. Gene Ontology annotation, cellular component: plasma membrane; axon. Lineage: Eukaryota; Metazoa; Chordata; Actinopteri; Salmoniformes; Salmonidae. Gene Ontology annotation, biological process: homophilic cell-cell adhesion; dendrite self-avoidance; axon guidance. Gene Ontology annotation, molecular function: cell-cell adhesion mediator activity. The coding region runs from base 157 to 1113 and encodes 318 amino acids. The transcript is spliced from 9 exons. The record is from RefSeq and is a predicted model, not a curated record.
CUGUUUUUGCGUGACCUGAUUGGAGAAUUAGACGGGGCCGCUCUUCCAUCAGCUCCGUAUCUACCCGGUAACCCGGUCCACUCACACAAUCAUUCAGACCACCCCACCACACCCAAUUUCCCCGCUACCGGCAUCUACAAUCGUCCACCCGAGUCGAUGCUAGCUGGAAAAAGAAGAGCAGAAAUUAUGUCGGUCUCGGCGUUCAUUGGAGUGCUGAUGCUUCAGUUGGUCUCCUCACAGAACGACACAACGCAACCUAACUCAACCCCAAAAGAAAGUCCUAACCUACCCCCACCACCCACUACCCUCUCUCCCACCCUAGCAGUCCCAGCCCCUGACACGCCCCCAAAAGAGCCUUCCAUCAACUCGUCGGACCACAUCAUGCUGCCCACUGAUCACCACAGCCUGCCCAUCACUUUGCAGUGCAACCUAACUUCAGCCCACAGUGCCCACAAGGAGAGCUUCUGGAUGAAGAAUGGGGAGGAGAUCCAAGAGACCCGCGGAGAGAGAGCCAACACUGAGUACUACCUGAAGAAGCCCCGAGGAGAGGAUUCAGGGGAGUACAUGUGUGUCUACACCUUCGAUCAGGCCCCGUCUGCUAACGCCACCAUCGAGAUUAAAGCUGUUCCUGACAUCAUAGGCCACAAGCGUAGUGACAAUAAGAAUGAGGGCCAGAAGGCCUUGCUAUACUGUAAGUCCACUGGCUACCCCUACCCUAUCUGGACCUGGCGCAAACUGGACAACGGGUUCUACAUGGACAUCAACAACUCCUCCGGUCGUUUCUUCAUUAACAACAAAGACAACUACACUGAGCUGAGCAUCAUCAACCUGGACAUCGACUCCGACCCGGGGGAGUACCAGUGUAACGCCACCAACAUGAUCGGCACCUCGUCCAUCGUGUCUGUGCUGCGGGUCCGGAGCUACCUGGCCUGGCUUUGGCCUCUGCUGGGCGUCCUGGCCGAGGUCGUUAUCCUGGUCGUCAUCAUCGUGGUCUAUGAGAAACGCAAGAAGCCAGACGACAUACAAGACGAUGACGAACCAGCUGGACCCAUGAAAACUAACUCCACCAACAACCACAAAGACAAGAACCUUCGUCAGAGGAACACAAACUGAGCAGAUUGAUGUCUCAUUAUUUAUAAUAACAUAUUAUACAUGUAUUGACCAUAUGAAGGUAACCAGGAGAGGGAUCCAUAGCAAUGUGUUAAUGAGGAGGAGGAAGAGGAGGAGGAGCUACUGUAAAUGUCUGUAUUGUAUGAUGAGGCAUGCCUUCUGAUUUGAUUAUCUGUUUAUCGUGUGAUGGGGGUGAAGAAGGUGAUCAAUGAAUGUGAUCCCCAUAACAUUAUGAAUGGUUUACGAAGUGUCUAUGAAGCAUUAUAACCAUUGUGGCUGCAUGCAGUUAUUGAUUGUUGCUGUUUAUUUAUUUAUUAUUUAUUCUUAUCAGAUUCUUGUCAUUUUCUAUUUUUUUUAAAAAACUAAUUCUGAAGUAACGCAUGCAAGGUAUUCUAACCUUCUGUUUGGUGUUGACAUGACAUGACUUUUUCCUCUCCGUCUCAAAGGGCACCCUAGUCCAUAUACAGUGCACUACUUUUUGACCUGGGGCCUGGGUCUCAAAUCCAAUGGCACCCUAGUCCCUAUAUAGUGAUCUACUCUUGACCAGGGCUCACAGGGUAGUGCACUGUAUAGGACAGGGGUAUUCUGACCCUACUGUAUAGGACAGGGGUAUUCUGACUCUACUGUAAAGGACAGGGGUAUUCUGACCCUACUGUAUAGGACAGGGGUAUUCUGACCCUACUGUAUAGGACAGGGGUAUUCUGACCCUACUGUAUAGGACAGGGGUAUUCUGACCCUACUGUAGGACAGGGGUAUUCUGACCCUACUGUAUAGGACAGGGGUAUUCUGACCCUACUGUAUAGGACAGGGGUAUUCUGACCCUACUGUAUAGGACAGGGGUAUUCUGACCCUACUGUAGGACAGGGGUAUUCUGACCCUACUGGAUAGGACAGGGGUAUUCUGACCCUACUGUAUAGGACAGGGGUAUUCUGACCCUACUGUAAAGGACAGGGGUAUUCUGACCCUACUGUAUAGGACAGGGGUAUUCUGACCCUACUGUAUAGGACAGGGGUAUUCUGACCCUACUGUAGGGCAGGGGUAUUCUGACCCUACUGUAUAGGACAGGGGUAUUCUGACCCUACUGUAGGACAGGGGUAUUCUGACCCUACUGUAGGACAGGGGUAUUCUGACCCUACUGUAUAGGACAGGGGUAUUCUGACCCUACUGUAUAGGACAGGGGUAUUCUGACCCUACUGUAUAGGACAGGGGUAUUCUGACCCUACUGUAUAGGACAGGGGUAUUCUGACCCUACUGUAGGACAGGGGUAUUCUGACCCUACUGUAUAGGACAGGGGUAUUCUGACCCUACUGUAUAGGACAGGGGUAUUCUGACCCUACUGUAUAGGGCAGGGGUAUUCUGACCCUACUGUAUAGGACAGGGGUAUUCUGACCCUACUGUAGGGCAGGGGUAUUCUGACCCUACUGGAUAGGACAGGGGUAUUCUGACCCUACUGUAUAGGACAGGGGUAUUCUGACCCUACUGUAGGGCAGGGGUAUUCUGACCCUACUGGAUAGGGCAGGGGUAUUCUGACCCUAAUGUAUAGGACAGGGGUAUUCUGACUCUACUGUAGGGCAGGGGUAUUCUGACCCUACUGUAUAGGACAGGGGUAUUCUGACCCUACUGUAGGGCAGGGGUAUUCUGACCCUACUGUAUAGGACAGGGGUAUUCUGACCCUACUGUAUAGGACAGGGGUAUUCUGACCCUACUGUAUAGGACAGGGGUAUUCUGACCCUACUGUAGGGCAGGGGUAUUCUGACCCUACUGUAUAGGACAGGGGUAUUCUGACCCUAUGAGGUCCGGAGCACUGCUGGUUUUCUGUUCUACAUGAUAAUGAUUUACACUCACCUGAUGUCCCAGGUCUAAAUCAGUCCAUGAUUACAGGGGAAUAAUGGGAUCAUUUUUUUGACGAAUUUGAGGGAUAGACUUUUAGAGUAAAAGGUGCUAUCUAGAACCUAAAAGGGUUCUUCGGCUGUCCCCAUAGGAGAACCCUUAGAAGAACCCUUUUUGGUUCGAGGUAGAACCCUUUUGGUUCAUGGAUCGCGAAAGAGUUCUACCUGGCACCAAAAAGUGUUCUACCUGGAACCAAAAAGAGUUCUACUAUGGGGGACAGCCGAAGAACCUUUUGGAACCCUUUUUUCUAAGAGUAUAUAAGGAAUAGGUUCCCAUAGGGAGGAAUAGGUUCCCAUAGGGAGGAAUAGGUUCCCAUAGGGAGGAAUAGGGUGCCCUUUGAGAUGCUGGCCUGGUUUUGUUGACUUUGAGAGUGGCUUCAUGUUGAUAGAUAAUCAUUAUUUAUUUGUGUUGACUAUGAGAAUCUAAAGACUUUGCAAUGUAAAAGAAAAAUCACAGUAAAUCUGUACAUCAUUCUGCUGCAUACUAUUUUAUAAGUUGGUAACUUGUUUAACAUUUCAUCAGAUUAGAUUUGGUUUACAUUUUAAUGAGGGCUUUACAAUGUCCCCCCUUCUUUUGACUUUGAUUGAUAAUUCCUAUAUUUGACAUGUUCUGUAUGUAUAUCUUUAUGAAAUCACCUUCAUAUAUAAUGAUAUAUGAAGGAUAUUCAUUCAUAAGAUGCACUUAAGUGUUGAAAAAGAAUGGGAAUUAAAAAAAAAUCUGUAUGAAUUUCAUUCAGUAGCUAAGCAACUGAACUCCACCCAAUCCUAACCCUAUUGCUAGAGUAUGUGUAUUGUGUAUAGCAUGGCUAUUAUCCUAUGCAAUAAUAAUAAUCAAUAUUGAUAUUUAUAUAUACCAAGUCCCUCUUAGCAGCUUUAGAUUUUACUGAGUAAGACAUCUUUAUUAGAGUAAGAGUUUAGAGCAUUUAUAGAUACCGUACCGCUCAGCUGUAUGCUAAUCGAUAAUCACCUUUAGAGCAUUUAUAGAUACCGUACUGCUCAGCUGUAUGCUGAUCGAUAAUCACCUUUAGAGCAUUUAUAGAUACCGUACUGCUCAGCUGUAUGCUGUAUCAGUUGAUCUCUAUAUAUGUAUCUCUAUAUAUGACAAUGAAAUACAUCUAUACAGUGGCCUUCAGAAUGUAUUCAUAACCAUUCACUUAUUCCAUAUUUUGUUGUGUUACAGCCUGAAUUCAAAAUGGAUGAAAUAUAUGUGUUUUUCUCACCCAUCUACACAGAAAACCACAUCAUGACAAAGGGAAAACAUGUUUCUAGAAAUGUAGCACAUUUAUUGAAAAUUAAAUACAGAAAUAUACCAUUUAAAUAAGUAUUCAGUCCCCCAAUACAUGUUAGAAUCACCUUGUGAGUCUUUCUGGGUAAGUCUCUUAAGAGCUUUGCACAUCUGGAUUGUACAAUAUUUGAACAAUGUUCUUUUUAAAAUGAUUCAAGCUCUGUCAAGUUGGUUGUUUAUAAUUGCUAGACAGCCAUUUCAAGUCUUGCCAUAGAUUUUCAAGCAGAUUUAAGUCAAAACAGUUACUAGGCCACUCAGUACCAACUCCAGUGUAUAUUUGGCCUUGUGUUUUAGGUUAUUGUCCUGCUGAAAAGUGAAUUUGUCUCCCAGUGUCUGUUUGAAAGUUUUCCUUUAAGGAUUUUUUUUGGUUAGCUCUACUACAUUUAUUUUUAUUUAUAAAAAAAACUCCCUAGUCCUUAACAAGCAUACCCAUAACUUGAUGCAGCCACCACCAUGCUUGAAAAUAUGAAGAGUGAUACUCAGUGAUGUGUUGUGUUGGAUUUGUCCCAAACAUAAUGCUUUGUAUUCAGGACAUAAAGUUAAUUUCUUUGCUGCAGUUUUUGCAGUUUUAUUUUAGUGCCUUGUUGCAAACAGGAUGCAUGUUUUGCAAUGUUUGUAUUCUGUACAGGCUUCCUUCUUUUCACUCUGUCAAUUAGUUUAGUUUUGUGGAGUAACUACAAUGUUGUUGAUCCAUCCUCAGUUUUCUCCUAUCACAGCCAUUAAACUAUGUAACUGUUUUAAAGUCACCAUUGGCCUCAUGGUGAAAUCCCUGAGUGGUUUCCUUCCUCUCCACCAACUGAGUUAGGAAGGACGCCUGUAUCUUUGUAGUGACUGGGUGUAUAGAUACACCAUCCAAAGUGUAAUCAAUAACUUCACCAUGAUCAAUGUCAACUUAUUUUUUAUUUAUUUUUUUACAAUUGACCAAUAGGUGUACUUAUUUGUGAGGCAUUGGAAAACCUCCCUGGUCUUUGUGGUUUCAAUUGUUUUUGAAAUUCACUGCUCGACUGAGUGACCAUGCAGAUAAUUGUAUGUGUUGGGUACAGAGAUGAGGUAGUCAUUCAAAAAUCAAGUUAAACACUAUUAUUGCACACAGGGUGAGUCCAUGCAACCUAUUAUGUGACUUGUUAAGCAAAUGUUUACUCCAGAACUUAUUUAGGCUUGGAUUAAUAAAGGGGUUGAAUACUUAUUGACUCAAGACAUUUCACCUUUUCAUAUGUAAACAUUUUCUAAAAACAUCAUUCCACUUUUACAUUAUGGGGAAUUGUGUGUAGGCCAGUGAUGAAAGAAAUAUCUACAUUUUUAUAAAUGUUUAAUUCACACUGUAACACAACAAAAUGCAGAGAAAGUCAAGGCGUGUGGAUACUUUCUGAAGGCACUGUGUAUGGGGAGCUAGCGGAGGAAGCAGUGCAAAAACAGGGCCUAUUUUAUCUAUGUACGGAUUGACACUUGUAAAGCUAUCCCAAAUCAAUCCCAAAGUCUAUCCCAAGGUCAAGAUCAAUCUCAAGAUUAAUCCCAAGAUCAAGAUCAACCCCAGGAUCAAUCCCAUGAUCAAGAUCAAUUCCAAGUAAUUUUUAGGAAUAAAAACCUUUAA